Messenger RNA from Cucurbita pepo subsp. pepo (vegetable marrow), 598 nucleotides. RefSeq lists its product as uncharacterized. The record is from RefSeq and is a predicted model, not a curated record. NCBI's taxonomy places the organism in Eukaryota, Viridiplantae, Streptophyta, Magnoliopsida, Cucurbitales, Cucurbitaceae.
AGAACUGCCAUCUCCAACAUUUGCUUCAAUUUCCUCUUCCUACACUGCUUUUGAUUAACCAAUAAUAAUGGGUAGUUGGAAGUCCCUGCUUCUUGCUGCAAUGCUUGUUUCGUCCCUUCUUGUGGUGUCCGAGAGCCGCGUGGCCAGGAAGGAUUUGGGCCUUGACCUGGGUGGGGUUGGCGUUGGGAUUGGAGCUGGAAUAGGCAUUGGACUUGGUGGAAGUGGUUCCGGCUCCGGCUCUGGCUCUGGAUCAAGUUCAAGUUCGAGCUCAAGUUCGAGUUCUAGUUCUUCUUCUUCUGGGUCGGGUUCUGAUUCUGGAUCUGAAGCAGGCUCAUAUGCCGGGUCUCGAGCGGGUUCUGGAUCGGGUGGUCGCGGUGGUGGAGGGUCAGGCUAUGGUGGAGGAUACGGGUCGGGGUAUGGAGGCGGGCAUGGAAAAUGAGGGUGAUAAUUAAAAAUGUGGUAUUGUAACGAAUUAAUAUGUAAUAAGUAAGCUUGCUAUAAUGGUUUGGUUGAUGAAGGUUAAUUUCUACCAUGUAUUGUAUUCGCAUUUCACAAAUUUAUUAAUAAAUCAGUUAUGAAAGAAUAGAUUGUCAUAAAA